This is a messenger RNA of Eucalyptus grandis, 1041 nucleotides long. Its product is annotated as protein CURVATURE THYLAKOID 1C, chloroplastic. NCBI's taxonomy places the organism in Eukaryota, Viridiplantae, Streptophyta, Magnoliopsida, Myrtales, Myrtaceae. Gene Ontology annotation, cellular component: thylakoid; chloroplast thylakoid membrane. Bases 198 to 638 code for a protein of 146 amino acids. The transcript is spliced from 6 exons. The record is from RefSeq and is a predicted model, not a curated record.
UUUGGGGCGAGUGCAAUAUAAUCAGAAAAUUUCUGUGGUGCCGAUAACUCUCUCUCUCUCUCUCUCUCUCUCUCUCUAAAGUGGCAUCCGAAAAAGCCAGAAACUUUGUGUCUAAUUCUCGAUCAUUUGCCUCUCCAUAUUGUGAACUCCACGAGAGAGAAUAUUCUUCUAGUUCUUUCUCGUGUUUGGAGUUGCAAAUGGCUUCCAUUCUAGCGAACUUGCCGGCAACACCACUCGUCCACCAUAAGCCACAGCCCCUUUUGACAACCGUCGGAAUAUUCUCAGUUUCCACAUCUAAAGAAAGAGGAAGUCGCCUAGCUGUUGUAGUGAAGGCUACGGGCGAAAGCUCCGAUUCUUCCACCUCCCUAAGCAUUGUCAAAUCUGUGCAAAAUAUUUGGGAUAAAUCUGAGGAUCGGGUGGCUAUUAUUGGCUUGGGGUUUGCAGGUGUAGUGGCUCUCUGGGCGUCUGCAAAUCUUAUAACGGCCAUUGACAAGUUGCCCCUUAUACCAAGUGCUCUGGAAUUCAUUGGGAUACUGUUUUCUGCGUGGUUUACAUAUCGCUAUCUCUUAUUCAAACCUGAUCGGGAAGAGCUUUUCCAAAGCGUCAAGAAGUCCAUCUCAGAUAUCUUGGGACAGUAAACUGUAACAUAUGUGCUGGACAGUGAUCGAAAGGUCUCAGAAGUAGAAACUUUCUUUGGCUGUAUCCUUGUCUCACCAGUUACACAAGCCUUACAAGCUGUCAUUUGGUUGUAGAAGUUGAUGGUGAUAAAGUAUCAAUUUCAGGUGGAGCAUGAAAACUACAUAGUUUCCUGAGGAAUUUUGUUCCUUUGGAAGCCUGUACCGGUAUUCUGCUCACGGUUUUCUCAAUAAUCUCUCUCAGAUCAUUUAAUCUUUCAUUUAGUUUGAGCUGGUUGUACUUGUCUGUAAAUGAGAUCUGGGCACAAAUGCAGUAUCAUUUCGUCUGUGAUCAAGUUUUAAACAAAGCUGAAGCAUGCAGUUGUGAUUUUGCUGAGAAAAAUGCUAAAAUCAGAGUUUUGUCCAA